AUGGCUUUGGAAACGAACACCGACUCGUUACUAUUUCCGCCUCCUCCUCUCUCUAUUUUCCAUGGAAGUUCCGAAGUCCCAUUACUAAACUUUACCCUUGGCGAGCUUCUCGAUUUUCAAUGCGGACGGUACGGCUCCAAAGAAUGUCUGGUGGUGCCAUGGACAGGAGCAAGAUGGACAUACGACUACCUAAAGCAAGAGAGCAUCUGGUUGGCAAAAGCUCUUGCUGCUCGAGGAGUUCGCCCAGGUGACAGAAUUGGAAUCAUGGCCGGAAAUUGUGAACAGUACGUCUCUGUAUUCUUCGCUUGUAUGCGGGUCGGAUGCAUCCUGGUCAUUUUGAACAACACCUACACCACAUCUGAAGCACUGUAUGCGUUGAAAUUCACUGCAUGCAAAAUCCUGUUCACGACACCUAGAAUCAGCCAUCAUGACAACAGGCCACUUCUUCACCACCUGACGAAAAAUCCCGGAAUUGUUGACGAUAUUGUCAUUCUUCGCGGCUACCCUGGUCAAUUCAGCUCGUAUACCAACCUUGCGGAAAUGGGAGCCAUAGAACCCGACGAGCUAUUGUCCGAGAUUUCCCAAAAUUUGAGCACUCAUGACGUGUGUAACUUUCAAUUCACCAGCGGGACAACAGGAAAUCCAAAAGCUGCGAUGUUGACUCAUCAUUCUCUGGUCAACAACAGCCGAUUUAUUGGUGAUCGCAUGGCACUCACCGAAGAGGAUGUUUUGUGUUGUCCACCACCAUUAUUCCAUUGUUUCGGGCUUGUACUUGGACUUCUGGCAAUUCUCACUCAUGGUGGAAAAGUAGUCUAUCCCACUGAGACUUUUGACGCUGCAGCAUGUCUACAUGCAAUUUCCCAGGAGCAGUGUACGGCACUUCACGGAGUUCCAGCCAUGUUCGAUUCCAUAUUCAGUUUGCCUCGACCGGCAGACUUCGAUUGCUAUCGUUUAAGGACAGGGAUCAUUGCAGGAGCUCCAGUUCCUCGACAUCUUAUGGAACUCUUGGUCAACGAGUUCGGUAUGACUGAAUUCACCAGUAGCUACGGACUAACAGAGGCAUCUCCAACAUGCUUCAAUGCUUUUCAUGAUGAUCCCAUCGAUUUAAAACUGGCCACGGUUGGUCAAAUCAUGCCCCAUGCACAUGCAAAGAUAGUUGACCGCCAUGGGAAAAUUGUUCCUGUGGGUGAGCGUGGAGAACUUUGCAUCGCCGGGUAUCAAUUACAGCGAGGAUACUGGAAGAACCCCGAGAAGACGUCUGAGGUGAUGAUUCGUGAUGAAAGUGGCGUUUUAUGGCUACACACGGGCGAUGAAGCUGUUUUCCACGAGGACAAAACCUGCACAAUCACGGGCAGAUUUAAAGACAUAAUCAUCAGAGGCGGAGAAAACAUUUACCCUCUCGAAAUUGAAGAGAGAUUGGUCCAGCAUGAAGCGAUUGAACGUGCCAUAGUGGUAGGCGUAAAGCAUAGCAGAUAUGGAGAAGUUGUGGCAGCAUUUUUGCAACGUGCAUCUACUGGAGAGGUAAGGUAUUCUCAUCUCAGUGAUGAUGGCGUACGCGACUGGGUGAGAUUACAUCUUGGAAGACACAAGGCCCCGGCAUUUGUUUUCUGGCUGGGCGAAGGCGACAUUCCGAGCACAGUUCCUUUGACAGGGAGUGGCAAAGUCAGAAAGUUUGAGCUUGCAAGAUUGGCUGAAGAAAUUAUUGCUAAAGGGAGACCAAAACUAUAG
This is a messenger RNA of Rhinocladiella mackenziei CBS 650.93, 1728 nucleotides long. RefSeq lists its product as uncharacterized. The coding region runs from base 1 to 1728 and encodes 575 amino acids. Gene Ontology annotation, molecular function: medium-chain fatty acid-CoA ligase activity. The transcript has 5 exons. The record is from RefSeq and is a predicted model, not a curated record. Gene Ontology annotation, biological process: fatty acid metabolic process. Lineage: Eukaryota; Fungi; Ascomycota; Eurotiomycetes; Chaetothyriales; Herpotrichiellaceae.